This is a messenger RNA of Acipenser ruthenus (sterlet), 578 nucleotides long. RefSeq names its product large ribosomal subunit protein uL14. Gene Ontology annotation, cellular component: cytosolic large ribosomal subunit; ribosome. The record is from RefSeq and is a predicted model, not a curated record. The coding region runs from base 99 to 521 and encodes 140 amino acids. Gene Ontology annotation, biological process: translation. The transcript has 5 exons. Gene Ontology annotation, molecular function: large ribosomal subunit rRNA binding; structural constituent of ribosome. NCBI's taxonomy places the organism in Eukaryota, Metazoa, Chordata, Actinopteri, Acipenseriformes, Acipenseridae.
GCUCCCCUUUCACGUGACGGGGGUCUGAGGCAAAAAAAAAAACACGGAGCUUAUAUCCCAUCGUCCUCUGCGAGCGCUCUCUCUUUCCUCGAACCAACAUGUCAAAGAGAGGACGUGGUGGUUCGUCCGGGGCGAAGUUUCGCAUCUCCCUGGGUCUCCCCGUGGGAGCCGUGAUCAACUGCGCUGACAACACAGGUGCCAAGAACCUGUACAUCAUCUCCGUUAAGGGGAUCAAGGGGCGCCUGAACAGGCUGCCAGCAGCAGGAGUGGGUGACAUGGUCAUGGCUACUGUGAAGAAAGGCAAGCCUGAACUCAGAAAAAAGGUGCAUCCUGCGGUGGUGAUACGGCAACGGAAAUCGUACAGGAGAAAAGACGGGGUGUUCCUUUACUUCGAAGACAAUGCGGGGGUCAUCGUAAAUAACAAAGGAGAAAUGAAAGGUUCUGCGAUCACAGGUCCUGUUGCUAAGGAGUGUGCAGACUUGUGGCCCAGGAUUGCUUCAAAUGCGGGCAGCAUUGCUUAAACAAACAAAUUUAAUAAAAUGUGCUUCAAAAAAACCUGGUCAAAGCUCUCUUCUUUU